GUCUCUGCUUUUAUUCAUUCUUUGCUGAAAGUAUAUCAUAAUCAUUCAAAACCACUGUUGUGUUUCUCACUCCAGAUUUGCUCAGAAAUUCCACUUGCGUGCCCUUAUGUGAUAAAUCACUGCCAUUUUGACCAAGUUUCGCUGUAUUUUUGGCCCGAUUGGUCACCACGUCGGUUGCGUCUUUUUCAUUCUUGGCUCCAAUAUAUUAUCCGAACAGGUUUGGUUUCUUUGGGAAGGAAGCGAUUUUUACUGGCGGCGUUGCAUGAGACAGAGAUUAAGGAUUGUUUGUUCACAGUGCAAGCCAAAAAAGGCAUAGUGUUGCAGAGACUUGUCAGAGAAAGAUUUUCCACUGGGACGGCCCAAGUCCUAAUUUCCAAUCUAUUAGGAUCUGUAAAAGCCUUAUAUCGCUGGUGGGGGCUAGUUCGUAUUUAAUAUAAAAGCUGGAGGUGUUGGAGCUUAGGUGGCUGGAGAUUCAGCAUCCAAAUUUAGUUAAUCCCCUUGGUAUAACCAAGGAGAUGUAACACAGGCCAAUUCAUUUAUACUCUAGGGAGUGCUUGAGUUCCAUUUUUGUGCCUCUAACUUUAAUUAUAACGAAAAUGGAAUCAAGGCACAAAACACCGAGUGUUAUGGCCAAAUUGAUGGGUCUUGAUAAAGAGCCUUCCCAGCCGCCUGUCAGAGAAAAACAAAGAGUUCUCUCUGAGAAGUACCUUCAGAAAGUUGCCUCUAUUGGGUUCAGAAGGAAGCGUUUGUCUUAUAAGCAUAAUUCCUUGGGAUUGAGCAUGGAUGAAAAGGAAGGAUGUGGAGAAGUUUUAAGAGCGUUCAAGACAAUAAAAAGAGAUGAGAACCAUACGUUGUCAACAGAAAAUAGACAGGAAAUCCUUGAUUUGUUUGAGCCAAGGAUUGUUGGUUUGGAACAGCAGCUUUUCAAGGGCGAGACCUUGAUUGAACCCAUUAAUGCCUUAGAUAUUGAAAAAAGUGUGAAGCAAGGGAGGACUUCUGGAAAAGGAAAUCUGCAAUUGCUUCAGGAAAUUGAUAGCGACCUGCAAAUAAAUGUGAAUGGAGAAGUUGGAUUGUAUGAAAUGUUAAGAUUUUCAAAAUCUCAGCUUGAAUCUAAGGGCAUAACUUUCACUUCAAGAAUUGUUGUUUUGAAACCCAACGGCAAUGAUGGAAUGGGAGAGAACAGUUUAAAAUGCAUUUCUUUACCUUCUUGUGGAUAUUAUCCUUUGGUUAAUGGGAUACUAAAGGACUUCUCUAGUCAUGAAAGUUCAAGAUCAUUUCCUGGAAUGAAAAAGAGAAAGAAGUUAGCCGAUCACAUGGAAUCUAUUGACUGGAGCCCCACAGCUUUUAGCAAAGUUUCAGAGGAAGUUUCUGGUCAAUCAGGAGAUGCUUCAAGCAGAGUUUUAGACAUGAGGUCAGGUUCACUUUUAAGAAGUAAUGGAACUUGUUGCAGAAGUUCUGAAAUACUUUAUCCUGUUUGUAAUGAUGAUCCAAGAUCUGGGACUAAGGACAUACUUAAAAAAUAUUGGGGUUUGAGGAAGGAUGCAUGCUUGAAUUCUUCACUGCAUGAGUCAAAUAAGCAAAAUACCAGCAUGAAAGACUGUUCACAGCAUGUGAACCAUAGGCCUUGCGCUGAGAAAUCCAAGUCUCUUCUUUCUUAUAGUUUCAAUGGUAAUGGUAAAGAAGAGAGUUGUAUUAGACUGCUUAAAUUGAAGAAGAAACUCUCUGAGAAUAACUUGUCAGAGCAGAAACCAAUACCUAUCCAAUUGUCUACGUCUCAGGCUCAGCCUUUUUUUUCUUAUGGUGACAAAGAUGAAGCUAAUGACAAAAGGCUUGAGCACAGUAAUAUUUCGAAGCUAAAUAUUGCAUCUCAUAAUUCAUCAAUUUAUGGUCAAGUGGUCGAUGAAAAGACUGAUGCUGAUGGAAGGGCCUCCGGAAAUCCAAAGAAUCAACUGUCUGAAACAGCAGCGUCCAUUUUGUUGGAGGACAGCGAUUCUUCUAGUCACACUUCAUAUGCUUCAAUUCAACAGGAAGAAUCAGAAUUUGAAGAUGAUUCUGUUUAUUCGGUCUCAUCAGAGGCAAAGCCAGAUUAUAGUUGUAGCUUUGAGGAGCCGUACAAACCUAGUCCAAUCUCAGUUUUAGAGCCCCCAUUUGGAGAAGACAUUUCAUUUGGCUCUGACUGCUUAAAGUUUGCCGGUGAUGACCUAUGUGAUUCGUCAGAAAUGGACAAUGAGGGACUAGGUUUCGAUGUUUCAAGCGAUGAAGAUUGUGUGGACGGAUCUGCAGGAGACUUGGAUGAGAAGCAAGAUCUUGGAGAAUUUUUGAGAGCUGAAGAAAGUAGAGAGUUCUCCUACGUUGUUGAGGUCUUAACUGAGGCAGGUCUCUCUAAUACAAACCUCUACACAGACUUCUGUACAUGGCACUCUCCACAAUGCCCUAUUAGCCCUUCUGUCUUUGAAAACCUUGAAAUGAAGUUUGGCAAGCAGCCAUGUUGGAAGAGAUCAGACAGGAUGCUUCUCUUUGAUCGUAUUAAUUUAGCACUAUUGGAGAUUCUCCAGCCAUGCAUGUGUAUUCCGGCAUGGGAAAAACCAGUAUCGAGAAGGUUGAAUGCUGAACCAAGCCAUGCCGUGAUGGAGGAACAGCUGUGGGAAUUGCUUGCUGUGCAAGAAAAGGAAGCUAAGAGGGAGUUGGCAGAUAAGAUGCUUGUAGAGGGAAACAGUUGGAUAGAAUUACGUUAUGAUAUUGAAGAUAUUGCUCGACAGAUUGUUGAGUUCUUGGUAGAGGAGCUUGCAGAAGAGAUAAUUAGCUUCUAGAUUUUUUGAAACAUAGGAUUUACAUUUUUUUUCAUGUGAGGCAUUAGAAUUUGCAUUUGCAUGCGCAAGAGUUUUUUUUUUGGUGGAAGCAUACGCAAGAGUUUUAUUUGCAUAUAGCACGAUUUUGAGUGUUUUUGAAUUAGGGUGUAGGUAUGGUCUCCACUGUUGAGUUAUUAUUUUAGGGCUGUUGAGUUUUAUUCAUUCAUGAGGUGUACAUUCAUUUUGUAUUAGGAAAAAAAACCAAAAAAAAAAAAAGAAAGGAAAAGAAAAGAAAAGAAAGAAAGAAUGGAAUAUGAUUUUGUCUGUAAUUGGCAUGAACUCUGGAUCUAUUUCAUAGUAUCAAGUCAUUUUGUCUGUAAUUGUGUUUGUUAAGUCAUGCCAUGGAAUAUGAAAGAAAGAAUGGAAUAUGAUUUUGUCUGUAAUUGGCAUGAACUCUGGAUCUAUUUCAUAGUAUCUAGUCAUUUUGUCUGUAAUUGUGUUAGUUAAGUCAUGCCAUGGAAUAUGAUUUCUUGUCCUCUUUUGUUGCCUCCCUCCACCCCCCCCCCAAAAAAAAAAAAAAAAACAAGAAGAAGAAGAAGGUAAUUUCCUUUAUUGUGGCUAUAGUUUUUAGAUUUCAAGAGAAUAACUCAAUCAAUGGUUCUCCCUAUUGAAGGGUUGAAAACCUCUUGAAGAUCAUCUGUUUAUAAUGGGAAAUAGCAUAAGCAUUAAUGUAUGGAAGAACCCUUAGAUUCCUCAAAGUCCAAACUUUAGAAUUGUUGCAGGUGUUUCCUCAUACAGCUUUGGAGAACUGCACAACUUCAGAUCUGAUAUGUGAUGGAAAAUGGUCUCAUCUCUUACUGAAUCUUGGCUUUCUAGUUGUGAGAUUCAAGCCAUUAGGAAUAUUCCUCUUUGUGGAAAAUGGACUAUUUUCAGGUUAAAAGUUUCUCCUAAAGUGCAUCAGUUUUUAUGGGAGAUUUCAAAGGUUCCAUCCCUAUCAAAGCAAAUUUCAGUUCUUGACCCAUCAGUUUCAAUAUUUGCUUGCCCGUUUCAGCACCGUACGUAGAAGAAGAAAAUGCACAGAAAGAAAGCAAAAGGAGCAGACGGAAAAAACGCAGAGAAAGAAAGCCAGAACAGCACACAUGAAACAUAGCCAGAGAGAAGCAAACACAGAACAGAAGAAAAGGGAAGAGCAGAGAAUGCCAUAAAAAAGAAGAAGCAAGCGUGCAUAGUGAACACACGAAACCAGAGUCACAGAGGCAGAGAAGAGACGGCAAAGCCAUAGACGAGAGAGUUUUCGGCACACACGCAGAAAUGUAGCGGAAGAGAAGGAAAAAGCAAGAAGCAGAGCAGGUGAGUAAUCAUUCAUCCCUUCUAUUCUCUAUAUAAGGCUAGAAAAUAGAGAUUGAGAGGGGGAGGCGACCGAGAGUCUGAGAGAGAGUGUUUUCUAGAAAACAGAGACUGAGAGGAAGAGGUGAUCGAGAGACCGAGAGAGGAAGAAAUAGAGACGGAGAGACGAGCUUUUCUUUCUAGAAAGGACUAGAGACGAGAGGCACAGAGGAAAAGAGAAGAAAACGCCAGUCACGGGACGUGAGAACAGAGCCAGAGACGCAUAACGAAGAGAAGAGAGCACUGAUCCAAGACAAAAAAAAAAGAGAAACGGAGAGAAAGAGGAAACCAGGAAGAGAUGGAGAGACGGAUUUCUUCUAAAAAAAAGAGAGAUUCGAAACGGAGAGGGGACCGAUAUCAAGAGGAGAGAAGAGACCGCGAUCAGAGGGAAAGAGUUCUGAAAAAAGGAGGCUGGAGAAACUGGCUGAAAAAAAAAGGAGACGGAGAGAAAGAUCCAAGGUGUGCUCAAAGUGGAGAUUGAAGUCUUUGCAUAUUGCUAUUAGUGGCAUUCAAAAACGGUAAAUGUUUUGUUGAUUGAUUAUCUACACUGUUGUGGAGAUUCCGGUCAUGUAGCGAUAUCAGGAUAUGCAAAUCCUUUCCCCAUGCUUUCCUAUACGUUUUCCCAGUUUCUUGUGCUAUGAGCAUGAAAGUUGUCUUGAUUUUGAUGAUAGAACUAUGUUUGCUUGAAUUUGAUUAUUCGCAUAUCCGGCUUUGUUUCAUUGCCCUGGCGCUAAUCAUAUAGUCACCUGCCUCCUUGUUGAUUUCAAGAUUGGAGUGCAAGGGGUUAAUAGAGUGAUAAUAUUAUCAUGGUUGAGCCGACUUGGCCA
Prosopis cineraria is the source of this 5002-nucleotide messenger RNA. RefSeq lists its product as uncharacterized. The coding region runs from base 597 to 2810 and encodes 737 amino acids. NCBI's taxonomy places the organism in Eukaryota, Viridiplantae, Streptophyta, Magnoliopsida, Fabales, Fabaceae. The record is from RefSeq and is a predicted model, not a curated record. The transcript is spliced from 8 exons.